Aspergillus calidoustus is the source of this 1821-nucleotide messenger RNA. The record is from the annotation of a GenBank genome assembly. Lineage: Eukaryota; Fungi; Ascomycota; Eurotiomycetes; Eurotiales; Aspergillaceae.
AUGCCGGAUGACGUAUGGUAUGGGAGCUCCACGUGCUCCCUCUCAAGCGACGACAUGUCCAUCAAGAAAGGGGUGAACGGCGGUGUCUACAACCACUGGCCUUGUUGUCCCGAAAAAGCGAUGGCUAUCGAGGUCAGCAAUCAACCCACGCCUAGCCCGGGCCCGGAAGUGGCCGGUGUCACAAAGAUAAAGGCUGUUGAAGCUGUGGGUGGAAAGAAGGGAAAGUAUCUGAUGUACGCUGGAUUGGCCAUGAUAAUGGUUAUCUACGAAUUGGACAACUCGACUGUCGGUACCUACAGGAACUUUGCUGCGUCGCAAUUUCAUCAGCUAGGCAUGCUCGCGACACUGAAUACUGCAGCAAGCAUUAUUUCGGCAAUUGGCAAGCCCCCUAUGGCUAAGUUAGCAGAUGUCCUCGGACGAGGAGAAGCCUAUAUCAUUGCCGUUACGUUUUAUAUCCUGUCGUACGUUCUCUGCGCGUCGUCACAGUCGUUCAGCACAUAUGCCGGAGGCUACGUCUUCUAUUCGCUUGGCCAAGCGGGCACUUCCAUCCUCAACUCGACGAUCGUUUCGGAUUUGUCUUCGAUGCGCUGGAGAGGCUUUGUUUACAACAUUCUCUACGUGCCAUUUCUGAUCACACCAUGGAUAUCUGCUUUCAUUGUGGACAGCGUGGUCAACGGAAUCGGUUGGCGCUGGGGAAUUGGCAUGUUCGCUAUAUUGAUGCCCUUUUGUGCUAGCUUCAUUAUCAUCACCCUCUUGGUGUUCCAGAGGCGAGCGAAACGCGCAGGUCUCAUACUAAACGAGCAGCUUACCAUCUACAACUUCUGCUCGCGAAUCGAUCUCGGCGGCAUACUUCUUCUCAGUGGUGGAUUUUCCAUGGUGCUGAUUCCAAUCACUCUGGCAGCUACUGCCACUGACCGAUGGACUACGCCAUGGGUGGAUGCUCUGAUUGUCCUAGGCGGCCUAGUUUUGAUAUCUCUUGUUCCCUAUGAAAAGUACAUUUCGCGCCAUCCAGUUGUUCCCGUGCGCUACUUUCGGACGCUCUCUAUUGUGCUUUCGUUUCUCCUCGGGAUAACGGACAAUAUCGGGUAUGGCGCCACGCAUACAUAUCUUUUCGUGUGGUCGAUGGUCUCGCACAACUUCUCGCCUCGUGAUGCUCAGUUCCUUACCUACACAAACGGCGUUUCUCAGGCUCUCAUGGGCAUGGCGACCGGUCUACUCAUGUACCGGUAUCGGACCUACAAGUGGAUUGGAGUUGCAGGGGCAGUAAUUCGUCUAGUUGGAUAUGGGGUCAUGGUUCGGCUCCGCACCAACGAAAGCUCCAUUGCCGAGCUAUUCAUCGUCCAACUCGUACAAGGGCUUGGUAGUGGGAUAAUUGAAACCAUCAUCAUUGUCGCAGCGCAGAUCUCCGUUCCACAUGCGGAAUUGGCCCAGGUCACCUCGCUAAUCAUGCUCGGUACAUUCUUGGGCAACGGGAUCGGGUCUGCUGUGGCCGGAGCGAUUUAUACCGGGCAGCUACGGCAGCGGUUGCAGGUACACCUUGGCCCAGGGGUCGACCAAGAACAGGUCCGAAGGCUGUACAAUUCCAUCACGGAAACUCUCCCGGCAUGGGGUACUGAUGAACGGACUGCUGUUAAUCAAGCCUACUCUGAUGUUAUGGGAUAUAUCACGAUUGCAGCGCUGGCCUUCGCUGUGCCGAUUGUUAUUUUGUCCGUUUUGCUUCCGAACAAGAAACUUGGUGAUGGACAUAACCUGGUGCAAGAGACGCCCGCCGCGAAAGAUCCACAAGCAGAGUCACUCGACAUCAAGAAAGCCUAUAUAUGA